Messenger RNA from Spinacia oleracea (spinach), 438 nucleotides. RefSeq lists its product as uncharacterized. The coding region runs from base 1 to 438 and encodes 145 amino acids. The transcript has a single exon. The record is from RefSeq and is a predicted model, not a curated record. NCBI's taxonomy places the organism in Eukaryota, Viridiplantae, Streptophyta, Magnoliopsida, Caryophyllales, Amaranthaceae.
AUGGUGCAUGGCAGAUUGCAGACAGGGUCUAGAUUGAAGAAAAUGGGGGUGUGUGACAACUCAGUGUGUCUGAUCUGUGACAGUCAUGAGGAAUCUCAUCCUCACCUUUUCUUUGAAUGUUGUUAUAGUAGGGCCUGUUUAAUGGAGAUUAAGAAAUGGCCUGGAAUCCCUGUGCAUAUUGUGCAUUAUAUGGGACUGAUAAGAUGGAUUCAGUGGAAGAGCAAGGGUAGCAAAUUUCAGAAAAAUGUCUAUUACACUGCUGUAAAUGCUGUGGUGUAUGCUAUAUGGAGAGUGAGAAAUGAUGCUCUGUGGAACAACAAAGUCCCCACUGUGCUGCACACUUACAAGUGGGUGAAACAAAGUGUUACAGAUAGGAUCAAUUGUAUAGGUAUACCAGAUAGAGAUGAUGUACAACAAUGGUGGCAGGAGAGAUCUUAG